Molecule: messenger RNA, 753 nt
Organism: Magnolia sinica
Lineage: Eukaryota; Viridiplantae; Streptophyta; Magnoliopsida; Magnoliales; Magnoliaceae
Product: RING-H2 finger protein ATL57-like
Exons: 1
Coding region: 1-753 (250 amino acids)
Source: RefSeq, a predicted model, not a curated record
AUGAAAAACAAUAGCAACGGUCGGAGACUGCUGCUAGAAGAGGAAGGUGCUUUCUCCAACGCAUCUCCAUCUCUAUCUCGACAUCUUCCCUCUCUCCCUUGCGACAACAACAGCAUCUCUCUUCGAAAACCCUUCGAUACCACCUCCAAUUUCGACUCGUCCAUGGCCGUCACCCUCCUCGUCCUCCUCACUGCCCUCUUCUUCAUGGCCUUCUUCUCCGUCUUCAUCCGCCGCUUCGCCGAAGACACCGCUGCCGCCACCGCUGCUGCUUCCCACAUCUCUCGCCGGAGAAGACAGCAGCAACGUGGCCUCGACACCACCACCGUAGGGGCAUUGCCUCUCUUCUCCUAUAACAGCAUCAGCAGCAGCUGGAAAGAUCCGCCCGUCGAUUGCCCGGUCUGCCUGAUAGAGUUCGAGGAGAAGGAGACAGUGAAGAUGAUUCCCAGAUGUGGGCAUUUCUUCCAUCCGGGUUGCAUCGAUGUCUGGUUCUACGCCCGUGGCUCUUGCCCUCUCUGCCGCUCUACCAAGCCGUUCCCUUCGCCGCCAUGUGUUGCAUUGCAGGUGUUGGAGCAAAUGCCUGAGAGAGUUGUUGAAGAAUUUUCAAACACAGAAACGCCAUCGACGGAAAGGGAAUGUGUGGAUGAAGGCGGUGGUGGAAGAGGAGGGGUAGAGCCGUGGAUUGGUUUGCGUAGGACGAAUAGCUACCCGAGCCCUAGAAAAAAAGAUUUGCUGCGGCGGAGCUGCAGCUUCUGA